This is a messenger RNA of Paramecium pentaurelia, 9218 nucleotides long. NCBI's taxonomy places the organism in Eukaryota, Ciliophora, Oligohymenophorea, Peniculida, Parameciidae. The record is from the annotation of a GenBank genome assembly.
AUGAUCACAUAAUUAACCAUUCUUGCUGGGAUUAUGUAAUUUAAUAGCUGAUAUAUUAAUUAGCUCUGUUCUAUAUGCUGGAUGCACUCAAGCAAUAAUGAAUCUUUAUAAAUCGAAUCAAAAUUAUUAACAAAUCUCGGAUGAAUUUGAUUUCCAACAAGAAGUGUCAUUCUCCUUUUGGUUUAAGUAUGAACCCAAAUCAAAAAUUUAAACCUAAUAUUUUUAUGGUAGCUCAACCCAAACUCAAUAAGUUGUGUCUGGGUCAUUACUAUUUAGACUUUAUGAUGAAUAGGCAAAAUUGUUCCGAAUAUUUUCAUAUUUCGAUAUCAAUAAUUAGAAUCUAUAAACAAUGAUAAUUAAUGUUGAUGAAAAUAUUUCUUCAACUGAAACUUUUAAUUUAAAUUUUUUAGAUGGAAUUUGGCAAUACAAAUUCUAUAAAAUAACAACGGAUGGGAAAAUAUAACAUUUUAUCUAUAAUUAUAUCGAUGACACCUAUACCAUAAUAGAAGAUAAAUUUCAUAUUGCAUAAACAAAGAUUUUAUUAAGCAUCGGAGGUUAUGGAUAUGUAUUUUUUGAAUUUAAUUUAAGUUUUCAGAUUAUUAUUAAAAUUUAUACUUCAAUGCCUUCCCUGGAUUAAUUUCAUCCUUAAAUGUAAAUCUAGGUCCCUUAGACAUAAGUAUUCCUUAAUUUAAAGAAAAUCUAAAAUCAUGUAUUUAAAGUGUUCUAACUUGUACUCCUAUAAAAUAAACAUUAAUUAGUGGGAUUUAGACAUCUUAAACCUAGAUUUUAAAAAGUAAUUUUUAAUUAGAAAAUACAUUUGAAUUUAAAGGUUGGUAUAAACUGUCAAUCAAUAAUGUAUAUAUAAUAAUUAAUACAUUUAGGUUAAUAAAAUUUAUCAUUUGUUACAAAUCCGAGAUUAAAACAUAACAACAUUUAAUAUAAUUGAUUCAAGAGAUUUACUUUUAGAUUUGAGAUAUGUAGUUGAUUAAUAAAAUGUUGAAAUAUAAUUGACAGUCUAAUCAUAUGAAUAGCAACUAUAUUAUUCUAAGAAUGAAUAAGUAAAAGUAGCCUCUACUGUUAUACUUGUAUCUUAAUGGCAUUUUAUUACAAUAAUGUAUGAUAGAGAAUAAAAUGAAAAAACUGGAAUUGAUAUUUAGUUUCCUAAUGAGGCUUUAAUAGAAUUAAGAUACUUGAAUCCUAUAUUAUUUUUCACUGGAUCAGAUUUAUACUUUUAUUUAGGAUCUAAUAAUAUAUUAUUAUAAUAUUUUUCAGGAUAAUUAGGAGAACUAACAAUUAAUUCUUGUAUACAAAGACCAUAUAGUUUUAAAUUAUGUAAAAUAUAUUGAUUGAUAAUUUAUUUUAGAAUGUGACACUACUUGUAAAACUUGUGAUGGACCAACAUAAUACUAUUGUAAAGAAUGUGAUGAUAAUGAUAAUCGUAUAAGUUCUAAUAAAUAAUGUCUUUGUAAAGAUAAUUAUUUUUCUUUUUAAAAGAAAUGUCUUUGUAAUUCAAUUAUAAAUAAUUAGAAAUUUCAACCAAUACAUUUUUUUAAAUCUAAGAAAUAAAAUAAGAUUAAACUCAAUGUUACUUUGGAUAAUUUUUAGUAAAUUACAUAGAUUAAAUUUAUUGUAUAGACUGGUAACUUAAUCAUUUAAUAAUAGUCCUUUUUCUCAAAUUGGAACUACAUUACUUUGUGGAGAUUGUUUCGAAAAUUAAUAAAAUUGGUAAUAUAAUAUGAAAUGCACAUAUAAUUAUGAAUUGAAUGAUCCUAAUAAUGUAGACUCAACUUUUAAAAAAGUAGAAUAAGAUCCAUAGUUAUAUAUUGUAGAUAUCAAUUCAGGUUCAAUUAAUAAUUGUAUAGGAUGUAAGGAAAUAUGUAAUGAUGAUGACUGUAAAACUUAUAAAUAUACUAAUUUUGGUUAAUUGAUUAAAGUGAGAUGCAAACCAAGUAAUCUAUAUAUGCAUAAUUAAUAUAGAUUACUAUUAUAAAGAUGGAGAAUGUACUUUAUGUGAUCAAUUCUGUAGUAUCUGUUCAAAUCAGGUUUGCACUUAAUGUUAAUCUAAUUACUAUUUCAAUUCUAUCCUUUAAAAAUGUUUAUUAUAAAUUUAUACAACUAAAUAAUGUGGAUUUAAUUGUCUUGAAUGUAUCUAUUACCAAAAUAGUAACAGAUGUUUAAAAUGUAAAGACUAAUAUAAAAUAUCUGAUGAUGGAUAAAAUUGUGAAAGUUAUGAAAUACCUAAUUGCCUUAAUGAACAUAACAAGAAACAACUUAAAUCAACAAUACCAUACUUAUUUGAUCCAUUAACCUAAUAUAUAACUUAACCUUUUUGUAGUUUUUGUUCUCAAGGUUAUAAUAAUUAUGAUACAAUUAAUAAUUAAUGUAAUAUUGAAACUAUGCCUACUUCUUGUAGUUUUUAAAUUGAUAAUACUCAUUGUAUAUUAGGUUCAGAUUCAACAAUAAUUACAACUUAAUGUAACUCUCCCUGCACUCUCUGUAUUAAAGAUAAUGCUGAAUUUAUUCAAGAAUAUUGUGUUUAAUGUUAGGUUGGUUAUUAUAUUGAUUUGUUAACUGGAACUUGUAAGGUUUGUCCAUCUAAUUGUAAAAAUUGCUAAUAUAAUUUAUUACCUUAGAACAAUGAUAGAAUUUCUAUAUCUUUAAUUACCUUCUAUUAAUAAGGAUUAUUAAAGUAAUAUUUGGAUUCAUUACUACAAAUACCAUAAAAUUUAUUUGAAUUAAUAUGUAAAGAUUGUCAAGAUGGAUAUGUAACUCAUAAUGAUAAUUGUAUAAAUGAAUGUCCAUAAAAUUGUUAAUAAUGUGAAGUAAUUAAUAAUUAGAAUGUAUGUAUUUAAUGUAUAACUAUUACUUAAAAAAAUCUGGGUGAUAAAUGUUUAGAAUGUCCUGCUAAUUGUUUAGCAUGUUCUGAAAGGAGUCAAGAUGAGAUCUUUAAAAUAAAUCCUUUGUUUGAUUAAUCAAUAUCCACUUUUAAUAAACAUUCAAAUAAAUGUUACAGACCUAUCUAAACUAAACCAAUAAUAUCUAAUCAAAUUGCAUUAGAUUGUAAGACUUAUGAAAAUUGUUAAAAGAGUUUUAGCAUUUAAAUUAAUGUUUAUUGUUAGAAGGAAUAAUUUGGUGAAGAAAGUUAAAGUGCUACCGAAGAUUAUUCUAUUUACAAUUAUUAUUUGGAAGAUUUUAUAAAUAAAUUUGAAUUAAACUUCUUGAAUUAAUAAUUUUUAGAAUAAUUGAAUUAAUAUCUAAUUUAAUUAAUAUCAUUAGAUAUUAAAUUAAUAUCAAAUAAUUAAGGAUGUUCUUUUGAUGAUACAAAUUUUAUUUUCAAUUAAUAAUUUGUUAAAUAUAUAUUUAAUCUCAAGAAAGUGAAUAUUAAAUUUUAUUCAGAUAAUUUAUUGUAGCUCUAUAUACCUGAUUUAUGGCAAUUGUAAAAUUAUACAACUAUAGUUUUUUAAAAUAUUAUAUUUUUCGGAAAUAACAAAAUUCAAAUAAUAGAUGCGACCUCUUAUUAUUCAGAAUUCCAAAUUCAAAUCAUAGAUUGUUAAUAUACAUCUUUAAAUGAUGCAUAAGGGAUUAAUGCAUUUUCAUUUAAAGUAUAAAAUAUUUAAUCUAUUAUCAUAUAAAAUUUUAAGAUGCUUCAUGUUAAGCUAUUUGAUUAUGGUCUAUUUAAUAUUUAAGUUUUUACAUCAUCUUUUAGUUUAGAAGUCAAUUAAUUACAAAUAUAAGAUACAACUUUAUAAAAUUUAACUCUCUUUGAAAUUUAAAAUCCAUAAAAUUUAAAUUUGAAUAUAAUGCUUUAAAAUAUUGAAAUCAAGGCUAUAUUUUAUAAUUCAUCCAUUAUUAUAACUAACAAAUAGAGUAAAAAUAUGGGAUUACUUAACUUAUUGAAAUUCAGUUUAGUUAAUAGUUAUUUAUAUGGAUCCCACUAUUUGUUUAAUUUAAAGACUUAAACUACAAAUUUAGUUGAUUUUCUUUUAGAUUCAAAUACAUUUUAUAAUGAAACUUCUUUUAUGUAUUCCUAAGGAUUUAAUUUAUAAAAUGUUAAGAUAACAAAAAAUAUUAUCUAUUUUGGCAUAUUAUUUACAAAUUAUGAUGAGAAUUAUAUUUAAAUUCCCUAAGCUUUAUUAAUGACGUGGAAAUAAAUUUAUUUUGAAUAAAUCACCUAUUAUAAUUAUAAUUAAUUUAUAAUUAUAAGAAACAAUUCAAAUACAGAAAUUAUUGUUGAAGAUUUUUAAAUGAUAGAAAAUAUUUUAAUUAAAGAUUCUUUAAAGAAAAACAAUUAUUAAAAAUCUCUUGUUCAUUUAGAAGGCAAUAAAUUAAAUAUUAAUAACUUAAAAAUAGUAAAAUAGACAGGUAUCAUAGAAUUGUUUUUAUAAUUUAAUUCAAUAGAAAUAAGAUAGGGUGUAUUAAAAUAAUAAGAUGGUUCUUAAAUAAUUAUUUAGCCUUCUUUAUCUUGUUUAAAUAACUUUUAUGAUCUACAAUUAUAUACACCUAUUAUUGAAAUAUAAAAUUCUUAAUUAAUAUUGAUUGAUAGUUUAUAAAUUUCAGGUUUAAGUGUAGUUAAUAAUUAUAUGAUAGGAAUAGAAGAGAAUGAUGGUAAUAAGAUCACAGUUAUGAUUUAAAAUAGUUAAUUUUCUGAUAAUUAUAUUUUAAUUGAAUCCUCUUAAGUAAAUUCAGGUAUAAUCAAAUUUAUUUCAAAAUCUGAAUCUAAAAUUACAUUUUAAUUUUGUUAAAUAAUUAACAAUAUUUUGUAUUCAUAUAAUUCUGAUUAGAAUUCAUUGUUAGGUACAGUAUUAAUGAUUUCUAAUCUUUAUGGUUCAAUUGUAAUUAAUAAUAAUUAAUUUAUCAAUAAUUAAGCAAUAAAUACAACAUUUUCAAUUUCAUAUUUUUAUGGAUCUUAAAUAACUGUGAAAGAUAAUUAUUAUAAAAAUAAUAACUUUGAUAAUCUAGAACUGAUUUAUAAUAAAAUAAGUGAUUCAUUUGCAGAAGAAGUAUAUAUUGAGUAGAUCAAGGAAAUAUAUAAAAUAAUAUCAAAUGGAGGAAAUGGAUUUUAUAAAGGAGAUAAUAUAUUAAUAUAAAAUUGUAUUUUUGAUUCAUCAACAGCUUUAUUUGGAGGUGGAUUAUUUAUUUAAACAAUUAAUAAAGGGAGAAUAAAUAUUAAUAAUUGUUAAUUUAUAAAUUUGAAAACUGAUUUAUCUGCAAAUUUAGAAGGAAAAGGAGGUGCAUUAUGGAUUGAUGGAACAUUUGGUGAAAUUUAAAUGAAUUUAAAUGAUUGUACAUUUGAAAAAAUAAUGGCUAAAGUUUUUGGAGGAGCAAUUUAUAUUGAAGCUUCAUAGAAAUUCAAUAAUUUUGAAAUCUAUAAUCUUAAACUUAAUAAUGUUAUGUCUCUAAUGGGUUCCUUUUUUUAUGUUACAUUUGGGGAUGUAGACAAUUCAAAUUUACAUGUAAAUAAUAUUGUUUGGACAAUUGACUCAAAUGUUAUUAAGGAAUAUUUUGGUGAAUUUAAAGGAUUUAAAUCAGAUUAUAGUAUGUAAAUAAAGUAAAGAGGAAUGUUAGUAGUAACAUAGAAUGGAAAUAUCAAAUUAGAAAAUUUUAAAAUAUUUUCUACUUAUUAUUUUGGUCUUAUUUCUUUGAUUGACUGUUUCCAUUGUGCAGUUCAUAAUAUUUUGGUUUAUUAACCAUAGAGAAUGUAUUAUAAUGCAUUUUAUUUUGGUAAUAAUAAUUUAAUUACUUAAUCCUACAUCAUUCUGAAUUAAAUUUAUUUUGAUACUCUGACUGUCUAUCCUUAUUCAUCUACUACUUAUUGUUAGAGAGCUAUGGAUAUAAAAAUUGCAUCAGCACAAGUAAAUUGUAAUCAGAAACAGUUUUUGAGAAGAGGGAUAUAGUCUGGAAUAUCUGACUCUGACUUUGAAAAUAAUGCAGAUUGCAAUUUAAAUUUAUUGCUUUCAUACUCAUUAAGUUCAGUAGGAGUAAGUGUAAUGGAUAUAUUUCAAGGAUAUCGAUUAGAUGGAAAUAAGUAGUCUCAGAUUUAAUAAAUAAAGAGUAUAACCAUACUUUCAAGUAUCUAUGAUUUUUUGGAUUUCACUUUUGAUUUAACAAUAUCUUUAAAUCCAUUAAAUAAUAAGACUUUACAUUUAAGUAAUAUAUUUUCUGUUGAAAAUUCUGGGUAUGAAUACAUGAGAAUUAUGGAUAUACCUGAAAAAUAGCGUUUACUUUAAUAAAGCAGUUAAAGAAAUUCUAUAAUUUAUCCAAUCUAUAUAGAAAAUUUUGUAAAUCAUCUAGGAAAUUUUUGGAUAUAUUCAGGUUUUGUCAUAUAAAAUUAUCAGGCUAUGUUCAAUAAUUAUAUCCUUACUAAUAAUAGUUAAAUGCAAUCUUAUUUAUUAGAUUGUAAUAAUAAUUUUGGGAAUUCUCAUUUUUACUUUAAUAUGUUAGUUACUGACAAUACCUUAUAAGAGGUUAAUCUAUCAAAUCCUCUUAGAAUUAGUGUGAAUCCCUACACACCUGAAUUAAUAAAGAGCAAUACAAUUAUCUUAUAUAAUUAUAGAAAAGAUUAUUCAACAUUAACAAAUAUAGCUGAAUUUAGAGCAAAAAGAUUGGCUUUUAAGUAUGAUGGUAUUAAAUAUCUGAGAUCAGUUGAAAAAUUUAGAAAUGAUACAAAGAUUAUUGAUGAAAUUUAUGUAAAACCAUAUAAAGCACCAGGUUUAGAAAAUUUAACAAAAUAUUUAAUGUUACCUAGUGGAUAAAGUUAUGAAAAUUAUUCUUAUUUUGAUAAAGUAACAGAAACAUUUAUACCUUUAAAUAUAAAUAUGUCAAUUACAUUAUUGAAUUCUUAAAUGGAAAAAAUGAUUUUGUAUUCUGGAGUCAUUUAUAAUUUAACUGUAAAAUAUAGAAUAAUGAAUGAAUCAAAUCCAAUAGAAAAUACAUCAUUUACUGAUCUUUUAACAAUAAAAGUUACAGAUCUUUCUAAAAAUGAGAAAUUCAUUAAUGAAUUAAUUUUAGAUUUUGAUCCUUAUUCAGAUCCAUCACUUUAUUAUUAAUUAUCAUUUUCUUGUAAUUUUGUAUCUAUAAUGAAAUACUCAGAUUCACAUCCUUAUAAAGUAGAAGGUACAAUAACAGAUUAUGAAUUAAGAGUGAAUGUAAGAACGUAUAAAUGUUAAGUAGGAGAAUAUAUGUAUUUAAAUUAAUGUAGAUAAUGCGAUGCAACAUAAAAUUAUUUUUAGGUUUUAGAAAGAUAAUCUUUUUGUUAUUUUAAAGAUGAUGUAAGCACAAUUCAAGUUUAGAGAUAUACUGUAUAAAUGAAACCUCAUUUUUGGAGAUAUAUAUUCAAUAGUACUAAAAUAGAAUAUUGUUAUCAUUUAACAACUAAUUGUUUAGGAGGAUGGAAAUAUGGUGAUCAAACAUGUAUUCAAGGUCAUAUUGGAGCUUUAUGUGAAUAAUGUGAUCUUUAUAAUACAAGAGGAGAUGGAUCAUAUUCUAUAAGUUCAUAAUAUAAUUGUGGAAGUUGUGAGGAUGUAAAAUGGAAUAUUAUUAUUAUUGUUAUUAUUGCACUCUUGUAUAUUAAUUAAAAUAUUUUAUAGCACUUUAACUUUGGGUAUUAUUACUGUUAAAAGUAAUGCAGAUGAUACAGAUUCAUUCAAUUUAUAAGUUAAAGCACUUGCUGCCUUUGGUGUUCCUACUAGUAUUAGAAUUAUGUCUACUAUUUUAAUUAAACUAUUAACUAACUAUGCCUAGAUUAUUUCCAGUAUAUUCACUUUUUAACUUACAUUACCACCUGAAAUUUAACAAUCAACUAAUAGUGUUGGUAAUCCUACUCAAAGUAUGGUAUAUUCUUUAGAUUGUUUUUUGAUCAAUUUGUCAGAUAUGACAAUUAUGUACUUGGAAUUUAUUUGGAUGUUAUCAACACCCUUUUUUUUCAUUUUUAUCAUCUAUUUUAUCUAUUUUAUUUUAAUUUUGCUUAAAUUAACUAAAUUUAAUAUUGGAGUCAUUAGUACAACCCUUAUUUACUUUUAUAUAUACAUGUAACCUAACUUAAUAUAGACGUAUAUUUAAUUAUAUAAUAUAAAUAGUAUGAUAUCCCAUUUGAGUAGAAGAUCAAUAUCUGGUGUAGAAUUUGUCUAAGGAAAUGUAGCUUAUUUAUUUUAAUCCAAUACUCAUCAACAAUGGUUAGUAUUUGUUAUAGUUCCUGUUCUCAUAAUCAUUGGACUUGCAAUCCCUCUUACUUUAUGGUAUCAAGUAUUUAAGAAUUACAAGUAAGGUAAACUUAAAGAUGUCAAAGUAAGAAAUACAUGGGGUUUUUUAUAUAAUGAAUACAAAAUAAAUGCUUAUUAUUGGGAAACUAUUAAAUUAAUAUAAAAAUAAACAAUAAUCAUAGCUCUCAACUAUUAUGAAGAUUAAGUAAGUAUCAAAGCAUCAUUAAUACUAUUAAUUGUAUUUAUAUACCACGUUCUUAGUAAUAAAAUAAAUCCAUACUCUGUUCUUAAAUUGAAUAGAUUAGAUACUUAUUGUACUGUUGUCUGUUCUAUAUCUAUCAUAUUGUGUUCAACAAUAUAUUCUGCAUAAGUUGGAGGUUAAUAUGAAAUUGUGUGGCCUUUCUAUAUAAUUACAGCUGCAAUAAACAUCUUAUACAUUUUAGAACUAGUCAUUGAAAUCAUAUUUUCUUAUUUAGCUUAAUAUUAGGAAUUAUUUGAUAAAGUCAAAACAUUUAUCAGAAAUAAAUGUCCUUAUCUUGUUGAUAACUAUCCAUGUUUUUAGAAACUAUUAAUCACAAAAUAAGAAAAAUAAAAGAAGGUUAGAGAGAUUUGGAAGAAAAUUAAGUUACCUAUAAUGAAAAAAGCAGCAAGAGUUAUUAAAGCAAAAGAGUAAUAUAAAAUUUUAUUUUUAGAUUUACAGAAAAUCCUUCACCAGAAUCUUACUAUAAAAGACGGGGAGGAAUCUCUAGUCCUAGUCCUAUGUUUUCAUAUAGAGGUGAUGGAAUCAAGGGAGAUAUGAUUGAUUCUUAAUCCUAAUUGAAUAGUUCGAUGCAAAGGAGAUAAAAUAUGAGUAAUCCCACUAUCAGAUUGGUUGAAACUCUCUAUUAGCCAAGAAAUGAAGAAGAAAAAUUAGACCCUUAAACUUAAAGAGAUGAAUUCCAAGUUGCAGAGGAUCCAUUAAGUCCUCGAAUAGUUUAUCUCAGUUUCAACCCAAGAACAAGAAGCGUACUUAGAGAAUGA